GCUCCCUUGCCACGCUCACACCUUCCGCUGUCGGACUCGCCCACGCCGGGUCGGACCUUACUUCGGAAGCCGUCUUUUCCGCUGUCGCUGUCACGUUGCAGAGGAGUUUUCUUUUCUUUUUCUUUUUUUUUUUGUGCUUUUUUUGGUUAUUUAUUUUUUUCCCGCUGAGAGCUGAGACAUCUAUCGGGACACGCGAGAAGAUGUUGCUGAAGGAGUACAGGAUUUGCAUGCCUCUGACUGUGAAGGAGUACCACGUGGGGCAGCUGUACAUGAUCAGCAAACACAGCCAUGAGCAGAGCGAUAAAGGGGAAGGUGUGGAGGUGGUCCAGAAUGAACCCUAUGAAGACCCCACUCAUGGCAAGGGACAGUUCACAGAGAAACGCCUCUUCCUCAACAGUAAACUUCCUAGCUGGGCUCGAGCUGUGGUUCCUAAAAUCUUUUAUGUCACCGAGAAGGCGUGGAACUAUUACCCUUACACCAUCACAGAAUAUACUUGCUCCUUCCUUCCAAAGUUCUUCAUUCACAUAGUGACCAAAUACGAGGACAACAAAGGCUCCAAUGAUAAUAUAUUUCAGUCCGAGCUGCAGGACCAGGAGAGGGACGUUUGUUUUGUCGACAUUGCCUACGACGAACUCCCUGAACGCUAUUACAAAGAGUCAGAGGACUUGCGAUACUUCAGGUCAGAGAAGACUUCGCGAGGCCCGCUUAAGGAGGGCUGGACGGACACGGAAAAUCCCAUCAUGUGCUCGUACAAACUGGUCACGGUCAAGUUUGAGGUGUGGGGUCUGCAGACGCGUGUGGAGCAGUUUGUGCAUAAGGUGAUUCGGGACAUCUUGCUGCUUGGACACAGGCAGGCUUUCGCUUGGGUGGAUGAAUGGAUUGAAAUGAGUUUGGAAGACGUGCGGGAUUACGAAAAAAAAAUGCACGAGGAAACCAACGAUAAGGUUUGCAAAGAGCAGUCCGCAGCAAAUGCACCUUCUGAGCAGUCCGCAGCAAAUGCACCUGAGCAGUCCGCAGCAAAUGCACCUUCUGAGGAUGAAGUAACGAGCCCUGAGGGAGAAGCAAGUACAUGACUAUGGAUGAGGUGAGAGAAUUUGAGCGGGCAAUCCAGGAGGCCACCAACCAGAAGAUUGGCGUUUUUCCCCCGUCCAUCUCCAUCAGCGAGACGCCGUUGUCCUCCUGUGCCCUCACCGGCCCCGCCAGCGCCCCCACCACCCCUUUGUGCACAGAUGCGCCCGAUUCCCUCUCCCUCCCCAAGGACCGGCCCCGUAAGAAGUCCGCCCCGGAAACCCUGACUCUCCCGGAUACGCCUCCAAGUGAUGUACAGCAGGGAUCAACUCCAAGGCCACUACCUUCUUCAAAUGACCUCCGGUCCUCCAAUCCUGAUCUUGUUGGAUUGGGGGACCAGUAAACCGACCUUGGAAUGUCUUCCCGUUGAGUUAAGUCUACCCGCCAAAGACUGGUGCCUGAAUACAGCCAUCCCUAACUAAAGAUAGCCAAGUCAUGAUUAUACACACCUAAAAGCAAGUCUAUUGUAUUUUUUUUUUUGGGUUUUUCAAAAAGUCUCACAUUCCCAUUUAUACAGAGCUGCUAACAGUCUAAUUCGUUAUGCUAGGCCAGUACCAUGCACUGCUUGUCCAGUCUUACUCAAAAGCUGAUUUUUUUGAAUCUUCCACUCAGCUUGUGCAGGGUUCGGGUCGACGGUGCGAGUUCUGGAUGUGUGAUCGCAGCAAAUUAGUGAAAGACUCGUUAUCAAGCGCAUCGGCAGCAACAGUCCUGUGUUCUGCACAAUCAUGAAGUUUUACAGCGUUGACAAUGUGAACGAUCGACCUCUUUUCACUUAGACAAACCGUCCUAUAAAGACAGGGGUCUCCAAUUAAAGAACUGUACAUCAGCCUACGUUUUGGUACUAAAACCAACUGGACAUAACCUACGCUAAUUAUUUAAGCUCCGUAUUGACCUGAGUACAAGUGUUUCUUUUAAGACCUGUUUUUUGGGAAACAAUAUUUCAAAGUACGACUAAAAACAAUCCAAGUCAUGUUGAAUAACUGGUAGAUUGCGAUACAUUAUGCCGUUUGAUGGGGUUGAUCACCAUGAUCUUAAAGUUGGCGUCCUACACAAACUCCUGUGUUUGCUAACAUGCUGCUGUGAAGAAAAGAUCUGACUGGCUUUCAGGGAAGUCCUUUGGCACCACCUUCUGGUUUGCACGUACAAAUCCAGACUCUGAAAAUCAGCUCCCAUUGACUAUAUCCACAGGAAAAGUGUUCUAGUCAAGGUAAAAACACCCUUAAGCUUUGUAUUAUAGAUGACCAAAUGCAUUUUUGUUUAGUAAUACUUUUAGAAUAAACAUCAGGCCGUUAAACACACACUUGGACACCCCUGUCUUUUGAACAAUAUCCUGAUCUCUAUGCCCUUCCACUUCAAAGACCUUAAACCUAUUUUUCUUGCACGGAAUCCCCUAGUCCUCAUGCGGGACUAGGGGAUAUCUUUUUAAGCAGUCGAACCGAGAAGAAUACGCCUACUCACCACCGAGCCACAAGGUCAUUCCAUUGCUGAUCGUCACGUUUGUAACCACGGACACAUCAGGACGGCUGCUAAUAACAGUUGGCGUCAUUUCACUGAAAAGACUUUUGGACUACAGGAUCAGUACAAUCAGUGUUCACGCCUCAGGUCUCCCUACUUGUUUAUAUACUACAACCCAGUCUGCAAACUCACAAUGUUUACAACAAUCAGAAACUGUUUGCCUUUGCAUAGUCAAGCCAUGGAGUGCACACGCGGUCUUGAAUACCUUUUUUUUUUUUUUUUUUUUUUUUUUGGGGAAGUCAUGAUCACAAAAAUACUGAAGUGUCCUCUAUGCUGGGAUGUCUGGCGGCGUACAGUGCCGUGCAAAAGUCUUAGGCCCACAUUAGAUUCCAUCUUCAUACUUUUUAAAAGGGAGUUUGUUGGCUGGAAAUGACAAACAUAUUGGGAGAUUGUCAACACAGAAGAUGUAUGAAACAAGAAAAUAUUUAGUCCACUCUACAAAGGCUGAAUGCUUAAUUGGAAACGGACAAUCAUUCCCCUUAUUCUGGUAAAUAGCUCCUUUCGUUGAUUCCAUAAUCACUGAAAUGGUUCAAAUGCAUUCCUCUAUCUGCACCUUUUUUGAUCCAGAUCCUCCAUAUACCGAAUAAUAAUGCUUUGAGUCUAAUUGACUGGCCUGGACUUUUGCAAAGUACUGUAAAUGUGAUUCAACUCUCUAUCCACUCAAUCACUUUAGUGCCAUUGUGGGAAGGAAAUGCUAUGUUCUGGGUACUUUUUUUUUUUUUUUUUUUUUAUUCAAAGUUUUCCCCCCAACAUUGUAACAUAUCGAAGUGUAAAGUGGAGGCUGACUUGUGCUGUUUUGCCUGCAGAGGAUGGCUUCUGUUAAUCACUGCUUUGGUGCUUGGUGAGGAUUGACCUAUCAACUAGAACUUUUCAAACCGUUUCCUGUCGCCAUCCGAAGCCCCCUUGCGGUCAGUAUUACAAAAAAAAUAUCAUUUUACCUUCUUUUUACACGGGGCAAUGACUAUUCAGUGAUCAAACGGCAGAAUUUCAAGUGCUUCUUCUAUAUGCUGCAUGGAAUGUCUCCUCUAUACCUUGCGUAUAUUCCAAGAAGGAUAUUUGUAUAUGGAUUUAUUAAUGAUGCACCUGUAUGGGGUGAAGAAGUGAAUGCCUCAAUGCUACUCCAUUUUAUAUUUUCAGCAUGCCAAGAGAAUAUGAACUGCAUGCCACGGUUACAUUCUCACCCAGUAAUCCCAAAUAUAGGUGCUUUUUCAUCUGGUUUUUGCCAAGAGUGCAAUCCGGGAACGUUUAGUAGGAUAACAUGCAGAAAUGACGCACAUGUGAAACACUGUAAUGACGCGGCUAUAGGUUUUGCAUAUUUUUUUUUCUUAAGCCGGUCUAUUUGCCGCAACAUUCCACGGUAGUGACGGCGAGUUGUUCGCGUGUGUAAAUCUCCCAACCCCAAACAUAAGAUCUUUUUUUUUCCAGAAAGGGACGUAUGCGUGUGUGGUUUUUCUUGUUGCGUGUGCCUUACUUUUUGUAUGAAAUCCUGCUAAAUUGUGAUAAUACACGCAAAUGGGCUAUUGCAUUACAUGGCAUGCAUAAGUUUACUUUUCUCACUUUGAGUUACCGUGCAUUUGUGCAAUGGUUAGGAUUUAGCUGGAAAUGGCAAAACAAAUUUUGAGAAAGCAGUCCUUUGCACUUAGGCCUUAAAAUGAACUGCAUUUGAUGUUGUUUUAGCCAAUUCCUCCUAAAAGAUACCACUGACACUGCUCUUCUUUUUGCCUUGUUUUGUAACGUUUUGCGUUUAAUUGUGAUUACAUUCCCGGAAAAGAAGCUAGUUCCCUUCCCCCUUGCUUCGAAAUCGCCAUCUGGAGUGCAAAUUUGUACGAUUUUGUUCUGUUGCGGUCUAACACGACAUGGUGACUGCAACGUCUUACUUGCCAUAAACGCUGUUUAAUAUUCUGUACAGUUUUUGUUGAAAGAGUUGUUGGUAGUUAUCAGUAACUCUGGCUUUUUUUUUUUUUUUUCGUAAACCUUUUUUUGAAUCGGCCAUCAUUGUUGGAUAUAAUGGAGUGUAUGUGCGUCGUCAGGGAUAUAUUUGCUACGUCACGGGCUGUUCCGGUUUAAACUAGCUACCUUUUUUCAGUUGUCCUGCUCUGUUUUAAAAGAGUAUUGUAAAUAUUGAUGUUUUUUUUUGUUGUUUUUCAUUGGAUCUGUUCAUGUGGAUGGCAGCUUCAUGAACGUGUGAAUCUGCGAGAGGAAUUUGUGAGUGUUUCUCGCCGUAAUAAUGGUGGACUUCUAACAGUGUUUUCUAUUUUUCGCAUUGUUUGUAACCGUUUUUUUGAGUGAAGUGGCGGAUUUGGUGGAUUCGGAUUUUCUUUUGGAGUAAUCCUGCUGUAACUUGAGGGAUAAAAUCCUUAAUUGAAGGACCAAGCCUUUUUUUUUUUUUUUUUUCUGUUGCACUUUGAAUCCGAUCUUUAACCUGACGUUACCCCGGGGUCUGUGUCACAAGCAAGAAGCUGUAAUUAUUGAACUACUUCCUGUACUUUUGUCCACUUGUGCUUUGUGUAAUGGGCCCCAAAAAAGUGUUCAUUGGAGAGUUGAUUCAUCGGCUUCUUUGGUAAUGUAAUUGUUUCACUAUUAUGAGCUAGAUAAAGGAAAUAAA
Messenger RNA from Nerophis ophidion (straightnose pipefish), 5188 nucleotides. Its product is annotated as cytoplasmic phosphatidylinositol transfer protein 1-like. Bases 201 to 1073 code for a protein of 290 amino acids. The record is from RefSeq and is a predicted model, not a curated record. Lineage: Eukaryota; Metazoa; Chordata; Actinopteri; Syngnathiformes; Syngnathidae. Gene Ontology annotation, biological process: phospholipid transport. The transcript has 10 exons. Gene Ontology annotation, cellular component: cytoplasm. Gene Ontology annotation, molecular function: phosphatidylinositol binding; phosphatidylinositol transfer activity.